ACAGUAUUGCUUUGCAAGCUUUCAACAGGCAAACACCAGAGACAGGAGGAGAAGAGAAUAUAUAUAUAUAUGUAUAUAUAUUUUUUCCAAUGUUAUUUCACUGACUGCAGCUGACACUGCUUGGAGAUCUUUCAAAGCGCCAGGUGGAUUUCAUUAUCUCAAGAAGGAAUUUAUACACACACAUGCAUUCCUGGUGAUCUGGGACUUAUUUAUUUAUUUAUUGGAAGAGGAUACCCCCGCUGUUUGCGCUCUGAUAUGACAGGGAAGAUAGUGGAGAAGAUCCCGGUGACGAUGAGCGGAUUGUUAAACCACCUGCAGGAUAACAUCUACCCCGAGGAUGACAUUUCUUCGGCCGUGCCCACCUCCAUGAGCAUUUUUAACUCGGAAUCAAACAACGCCUACAAUCAGAUGGGUGGAGACGGUCUUCUGGACGUUGCAAUGGAGAAAGGGACCCAGGACAUGAACUAUUCCCACCCUUUCCAAAACUCCAACCGGAACCAGACUCUCACAUACUUGGGCAAAUUCGCCUUCGACUCCCCGCCUGGGCCACUUGGAGGCUCGAACUGGUGUUCGGAAAACAUCAUCAACUUGGCGGGCCUCUUCGGGGUCUCUCAUUCCCCCUCCACCAGCACUCAGACGUCCACCGCCUGCACCAUGGUACAGAACCAAGGCGAGAUGGAGCAGCUUUACCAAGGACCGACGCCUUAUCCACAAUGCAAUGAGAUGUACCAGGAGCAGGUCUACCACACACCCCCAAACCCCAGCAACAAUCUCUACUCCAACCAGGAGUAUCACUCCAAACCUCCCCAGGACGCCAACAUAUUCUCCGUUAUUCCGGAUUACAAUAUGUUCCACCACCAGAACGACCUGGCGUCCAUAGCGGAUCACAAACAUUUCCCAGCUUCAGUAGAUCCCAUCAGGAUCCCCCCUCCUCUCACUCCACUAACGACCAUCAAAGCCUACACGGAUUCCAAGCAGAUGCCAGCCAGCUUUAGUUCCCACCCGCAGCAAUUGACCCUCAAGCCCAUUCGGCCAAGGAAGUACCCCAACCGGCCCAGCAAGACACCAGUCCACGAAAGGCCCCACGCUUGCCCGGCCGAGGGCUGCGACCGCAGGUUCUCCAGGUCCGACGAGCUGACCAGGCACCUGAGGAUUCACACGGGCCACAAACCCUUCCAGUGCCGCAUCUGCAUGAGGAGUUUCAGCCGCAGCGACCACCUCACCACCCACAUCAGGACCCACACUGGGGAGAAGCCCUUCAGCUGCGACUUCUGCGGGCGCAAGUUCGCCCGGAGCGACGAGCGCAAGAGACACGCCAAGAUUCAUCUCAAGCAGAAGGAGAAAAAAAUGGACAAGAAUCCCUCGGCGCCCAUCCCGGCCGCGGCAGCGGGAGCCCCGGUGACAAGCUGUGCUUAGACUGUCGUCUCUCAAUGCGCAAAAACGCGAGAGGUUGAAUUGUACUCAAGCUGCUCCAAGCGGCGCCCAUUGCUUCGCCAAGAUAACGCAUUGGGGCUCUUGCACCUUUUACUCCGGGGGCCAAAUUUCCUGGCGGCGCAACGUGAAUGGCACCCAAACCCCGCCUGUUGGUUGUCCGAUGCGACCUGGUCCGUCUCUCCUGGACGUUCCGCCGAACUCUGGCGGAUCUGCUCGGCGCAAAUUUUGACGAGUACACCGUUCCAGUCGCACCCCCCUCCCGCAAACGUUUUAGCGCAAUUUCGGCGCAGCUUCUGAAAGCAGGACGGUGGGAUAUAUUUAACACUCCGGUGUGGAGCAACACAUCAGUAACAAUAUUGUCGAAGAUUAAGUUUAACGUCAGAUCUUUAACGCGGUGAGAAGAUCCUCUGGUCUCUUCCGAUGUGUUAUUUGAAGCACAUGACUACUAUUGGACUACACUGACCCUAUUCCACACACACACACACACACAGUUGACUUUUAUUGAGCAAACUUUUGAUAAUCCAUCAUGCUCACCUUCAGUAAGGGUCCCGACCCGAAACAUCACCUAUCCAUGUUCCCCAGAGAUGCUGCAUGACCCGCUGAGUUACUCCAGCACUUCGUGUCUUUUUGUGAACCUGCAGUUUCUACGUCUUCGCCAUCAAUGCUUUGUUGGUACAGACUACACAAUUCAGCAUUACAUUUACAGUGGGAUUAGACCCUGGUCACUCACUUUACUCAAUAUGCAUUUGAAACAAAGACUCCUUUGGCAUUUGGUGGCCGGACAACGUUCACGGUGGACUCCUAACAGUUAAUUACACCAUAUAAAUAUUUCUAUGAAUAGGUCAAGAUGCACUUACGUUUUCUUCAUUGUUGUGUAAAAGACCCGCGGUCAGACAGAUCGCGUGUGGUGUGUUCUGAAGUCUCCUUUGAAACGCCGCCGUCAUUUUUGACUUUGUGUAUGAGUGUACAUCUCGGUGUUAGAUGACCAGCAGGAGAGGGUUGGCUCCGGGGAGGAAUUUUGACGAGAGAACAGGAGCCAUCCGUUAUAACACUUCACCACGUGUCCAAUCAGAACUUUUGUUGUGUUGGUACUUUUCCCCCUUACCUUUCUUUGUCAUAUUAUUCCACACAUUAACAAGGGAGCAUUUUGGCGCCCAGUCAUUAAUAUGAAAGCAUGUUACUUACUGCACGAUGGCAUUUUUCUUGGGAACCAUACGCAUAAAAAAAGUUUUAGGCUUCUCUUUCAAAGCAGAUGGUUUCCUUUUGCUCUUUACGGUUUAAAUGUCUGCAUGUGGGGGGAAAAAAUUGUCAGACAUGGGAUCAAAGUGGUUUGAUAUUAACAGUUAAGGAGAAACCUGUGAGAAAUGUUUUUUCCUGGAAAUUUUUUGCAUAAAGUACAGUAUUUUGAACAGAGAUGUAUUAUAUUUUGUGGCUUUAUUUUUAAGAUUUUAUUGUAUCUUAUAAUAAGGUACAAGCUUGAAUUUGUGAAGAGAUAGUGAUUACCCACCAAUGUUCUCAUUGGCUUAUUGUCUAUUGUAAUGCAAAUACUGUAAUUUAGUUUAAAGUAUAAGCAUUUGGAAGAUAGCUGAUGCAUUGUUGUACCAUUUGCACUGUGCGCAAAUGUUGAGACAUACUGUAAAUAUAUUGUGUUUGCCGAGCAAA
This is a messenger RNA of Amblyraja radiata (thorny skate), 3096 nucleotides long. RefSeq names its product early growth response 3 (gene egr3). Gene Ontology annotation, biological process: regulation of transcription by RNA polymerase II. The record is from RefSeq and is a predicted model, not a curated record. NCBI's taxonomy places the organism in Eukaryota, Metazoa, Chordata, Chondrichthyes, Rajiformes, Rajidae. Bases 256 to 1416 code for a protein of 386 amino acids. Gene Ontology annotation, molecular function: DNA-binding transcription factor activity, RNA polymerase II-specific; RNA polymerase II cis-regulatory region sequence-specific DNA binding. The transcript is spliced from 2 exons.